Molecule: messenger RNA, 1816 nt
Organism: Ailuropoda melanoleuca (giant panda)
Lineage: Eukaryota; Metazoa; Chordata; Mammalia; Carnivora; Ursidae
Gene: ZNF358
Product: zinc finger protein 358
Biological process (GO): regulation of gene expression
Cellular component (GO): nucleus
Source: RefSeq, a predicted model, not a curated record
GGUCACAGAGCGGCCUUGUGUGAUCAUUGUUUAUAUUCUGUGACCGUUGUUUAUGCUCAGUGAAGAACAUCACGGCCCAGCUGCCAGCUGCCGGGGCUGGUUUUCACUCCCUCUUUGCGGGGAUCUGUGUCUCCAGGACCCAAGCUUCCCACAAGAGGAAGAGCCCAAGAUGGAGAGAGGGGCAGAGCCCUGGAGCUGGGUGCUGGAGACCUCUAGUGCCGGCUCCCAUGACUUCCAUCCAGAUCCUGCCCCGGAAGCAGCCAGCACUUCCACACCAGGGAUGCGACGCUCGGUCCUGGUCAGGAACCCAGGCCACAAAGGCCCAAGGCCCAGUUACGAAGAGCUUGACUCCGACUCGGAGGACCCGGACCCCAACCCUGAAGAGCUGGACCCAGUUUGUGAAGACCCAGAGCCUGACCCAGAAGACCUCAACACUGUCUCUGAAGAUGUGGAGCCCAGCUACGAAGAUCUGGAGCCCGUCUCUGAGGAUCUGGACCCUGAUGCCGAAGCUCCGAGCUCCAUCUCAGCCACCCGUGAUUCGGAUCCCCAAGAUCUCGACCCCAUGUCUUCAAGUUUUGACCUCGAUCCAGACGUCAUUGGCCCUGUCCCCCUGGUUCUUGACCCUAACAACGACACCCUCAGCCCCACCGAAUCCCCAGACCUGGACCCCCUCUCAUCCAGCCUCACUGCCACUCCGGAGGUCCUGGCCCCCAGCCCCGCGGUGCUCCCUGCCCCUGCCAGCCCUCCCCGGCCCUUCUCCUGCCCCGACUGCGGGCGAGCCUUCCGCCGCAGCUCGGGGCUGAGCCAGCACCGCCGCACCCACAGCGGCGAGAAGCCGUACCGCUNAAAGCCGUACCGCUGCCCCGACUGCGGCAAGUCGUUCAGCCACGGCGCCACGCUGGCCCAGCACCGCGGCAUCCACACGGGCGCGCGGCCCUACCAGUGCGCCGCCUGCGGCAAAGCCUUCGGCUGGCGCUCCACGCUGCUGAAGCACCGCAGCAGCCACAGCGGCGAGAAGCCGCACCACUGCCCGGUGUGCGGCAAGGCCUUCGGGCACGGCUCGCUGCUGGCGCAGCACCUGCGCACGCACGGCGGCCCGCGGCCGCACAAGUGCCCCGUGUGCGCCAAGGGCUUCGGGCAGGGCUCGGCGCUGCUGAAACACCUGCGCACGCACACCGGCGAGCGGCCAUACCCGUGCCCGCACGGCAAGGCCUUCGGCCAGAGCUCGGCGCUGCUGCAGCACCAGCGCACGCACGGCCNGCCGCCGGCCGCCGCUGCCGCCGCCGCCGCGGGCCUCGGCCUCAGUCCGGCCUCGAUGUUGAGGCCAGGGCAGGUCUCCCUCCUGGGUCCUGAUGCUGUUUCUGUUCUCGGCUCUGGCCUGGGCCUCGGCCCUGGCCCCAGCUCUGGCCUGGGCUCUGACCCUGGCUCCGUGCUGGGCUCCCUCACUAAUCCCAGCCCCAAAGCUGUCUCUGGCUCCCAAGCUAUCCCCACCCCUGAUUCUGUCAAAUCUGACCCUAAGCCUGGUCCCGACGCCAAUCCUGACCUCGUGGCUAGCCCUGAGCAUGGAUCUGGCCCCAGCCCUGACCAGGAUCUUGUACCCAGCCCGGAGCACAACCCUGAGUCUCACCCUGACCCCUGCUCUCCCACCCAUGAUGCUGUCAGUCCAGCCCUCCCCACUGGCGAGAGUCCUGAGUGGGUGCGGGAGCAAGGGGCACUGCUGGGGCCCGAUGGCUGAAGUGGACGCCAACACUCACGAGGGCCUGGGGAAGUUGUGUGUCAUGCAGUUUAGUAAAAUCCUCCCACUGCCUUCUGGCUC